AAAUAAUAAACCUCAACAUAUGUAUUUGUUCAUUUCUUUCCUCCCUAUAUUUUCAUCCCUUUCUCUUCUUAUCUGCUGAAAGCAAUAAUAUUCUUCUCAUGCAGCCGCCAGGUCGUCGUAAGACUCUCUUCAGUGAAGCAGGAAUCAUGAAGCACCGCAAAAACAAUAAUCUUUCCAUAUUUGUUGUAGUUUUCUCUGUAUUUUUGUUCGGGGUUUUCAUGUACAAUGAGGACGUGAAGUCCAUAGCGGAGUUCCCAUUUUCAAGGCCUAAAGCUAGUGAAAUCCAAGAUGAUCAAUCCAAACAAGGCAACUCAGUUCAAGAAUCUAUCAAGAAUGAGAAAGAAAAAGUGGCUUCAUUGAACUCAAAAACUUCACCUGAGGAAACAACAAAGAAACCUGAUCAUGACAUGAAAUCCAUAGUUGCGAAAGAUGAUGAGCAAAGGCUUGCAGAAGACAAAGAAAAUGAUGAGCAGAAGAUAGAAAAGAAAGAAGAAGAACAAAAGAUUGAGCUACCAGUUGUUGAAGAAGAUGAUGAGGAUGUUGAAUUGCCUCCGAAGGACUGUGAUCUCUUCACAGGACAGUGGGUUUUUGACAAUGAAACAUAUCCUUUAUACAAAGAAGAUGAGUGUGAGUUUCUUACAGCACAAGUUACUUGCAUGAGGAAUGGAAGAAGGGAUUCUAUGUAUCAGAAUUGGAGAUGGCAGCCUAGAGAUUGUAAUUUACCCAAGUACAAACCAAGAUUAUUGCUUGAGAAGCUGAGGAAUAAAAGGCUUAUGUUUGUUGGAGAUUCAUUGAACAGAAAUCAAUGGGAAUCCAUGGUUUGUCUGGUUCAAUCUGUUGUCCCUCCUGGAAGGAAGAGCUUGAACAAGUCAGGGUCCCUAUCUGUGUUCAGAAUUGAGAACUACAAUGCCACAGUGGAGUUUUAUUGGGCCCCUUUUCUGGUGCAAUCAAAUUCAGACGACCCGAACAGGCACAGCAUCUUGAAUCGUAUAAUCAUGCCUGAAUCAAUCGAGAAACACGGUAAGAACUGGAAGGAGGUGGACUAUUUGGUCUUCAACACAUAUAUCUGGUGGAUGAACACUUUCACUAUGAAAGUUUUACGAGGAUCGUUCGAUAGAGGGGACACAGAAUAUGAUGAGAUCGAUCGGCCAGUAGCAUAUAGGAGAGUAUUGAAUACAUGGUCUAAAUGGGUUGAUAAAAACGUGAAUCCAAAUCGAACCACUGUCUUCUUCAGCAGCAUCUCUCCUCUUCAUAUCAAGAGCUUGGAUUGGAACAACCCAGAUGGGAUCAAAUGUGCCCUGGAGACUACCCCAAUUCUCAACCAGUCAAUGUACCUAAAUGUUGGCACUGACCGCAGGCUCUUUGUCAUAGCCAGCAACAUUACUCAAAACAUGAAAGUCGUCGUCCAUUUUAUUAACAUUACAAGUCUUUCGGAAUACAGAAAAGAUGCACAUACCUCAGUCUAUACCAUCCGCCAAGGCAAAACGCUGACCCCGGAACAGCAGGCUGAUCCAGCCACUUAUGCAGAUUGUAUCCAUUGGUGCCUUCCCGGGUUACCGGACACGUGGAACGAAUUCCUCUACGCACGUAUCAUUGCUCGCUCGUGACACGUAGACAUAAUUCACGUUAUCCUUAUUACUUUCUUUUAUUUUAUUUUUUGGUGUGGCUUCGUUACCUUGGACAUCGGUUUUCCUGUAAGCAUCUGUAAUUUAGUCUUCAACAUUUGAUCGGAUGUAGCUUCAUAGGGGGAUGGACAAUCAAAAAAAUUUUUUUUUUCCUUUGUUGAUUUAAUGGGGACUAAGGUGCGGGGGCCAAGAAUGCCAAAUUUCUCACUCACUCAGCAAAACCUGGCCAAAGCCAAUGCACAAAAUUGUAUAAUGCAUAUGUUGGAAACUUUGAAAAAGGAAAUAAAGGUUUAUACAAGCACAAUUUCCUCUCCAUUCACUAUCAAUUCUUGGCUUUUCUUCCUUUCUUUUUCUUUGUUUUUGUUUCUUUGGAUACUAGA
Durio zibethinus is the source of this 2005-nucleotide messenger RNA. Its product is annotated as xylan O-acetyltransferase 1-like. The record is from RefSeq and is a predicted model, not a curated record. Gene Ontology annotation, molecular function: O-acetyltransferase activity. Lineage: Eukaryota; Viridiplantae; Streptophyta; Magnoliopsida; Malvales; Malvaceae. Gene Ontology annotation, cellular component: Golgi apparatus.